AGCACAUCCAGGCUCGAGAAUCAGGUGCACCGCGCUGUCGCCCUCGCAACCAGUGCCCCGCGAUGAGCAAGCUGAAGCUCACGGGCGAGAAGGUCUGCAACAGUGAUCCCAAACACCCGGAGGUGCCGUUGCACGACUUGGGGUGCAAGGUGUGCAUCUGCGGCGGCGGCGGCUUCAUCGGCUCGUGGCUCGGAAAGGCCCUGAAGGAUCUCGGCUACCACGUGAUCGUGGCCGACUGGAAGCACAACGAGUAUUUCAAGCAGGAGGAGUACUGCCACGAGUUCAGGCUGCUGGACCUGCGGAAGUUGGAGAACUGCAUCGAGGCCACCAAGGGCUGCACCCACGUCUACGCGCUUGCCGCGGACAUGGGCGGCAUGGGCUUCAUCGAGUCCAAUCAGUCUGUGCUGCUGUACAACAACACGAUGGUCAGCUUCAACUGCCUGGAGUCGGCCCGUGUAAAUGGAGCAAAACGCUUCUUCUAUUCAUCCACGGCCUGCGUUUACAACGAGGACAGGCAGCUUGACGUUACCGAUCCGAAGCUUAAAGAGGAGUACGCGUGGCCUGCCAAGCCUCAGGACUCAUACGGGCUCGAGAAACUGUACGCUGAAGAGAUGGCUCUGACAUACGGCAAGGACUUUGGCAUCGCAGCGCGCAUCGCGAGGUUCCACAACAUCUACGGCCCGAACGGCACCUGGCAGGGAGGCCGAGAGAAGGCGCCGGCCGCCUUCUGCAGAAAGGCGAUCACAAGCACUGUCGAGUUCGAGAUGUGGGGCGACGGCAUCCAGACGAGGAGUUUCGUCUUCGUCGAGGACUGCGUGGAGGGAGUGAUCCGGAUCAUGAUGUCCGACUGCGACGUUCCGCUGAACCUCGGCACCGAGGAGAUGAUCAGCAUGAACGACUUCGCGAAGCUCGUCAUGUCCUACGAGAGCAAGGACCUGCCCAUCAAGCACAUCCCGGGGCCGCAGGGCGUCCGCGGCAGGCCAGCCCCGCCCCACCUUUCGGGCUGCGACGCCGACGACGCCGACGCCGCCGUCAGUGACGACCGCUGCGGCGACGACGCCGACGACGGCUCAUGUAGGCAGCACUCCGCCAGGAACUCGGACAACACGCUGAUCAGGGAGAAGAUCGGCUGGGAGGCGGGCACCCCCCUGGCAGUUGGCAUCAAGACCACAUACUUCUGGAUCAAGGAACAGGUGGAAAAGAUGAAGGCGUCCGGGAAAGACACCGCUACCCUCAGCCAGUCCAAGAUCGUAGUGCAGGACACCGCCGUGCUCGACGGCGUGCUGGAGAAGGGCUUCGUCCGGGCCGCCGACGGCACCGAGAAGACCACGCUGGAUGCCUCCGUCUGCUGCAACAACUCGAAGCUGGAGAGAUAAGCUCCGAGGUGGCCGACGCGUGACGCGUGACGCGCGAAUCGGCGAGUCGGCCGUGGCGCUUGGCGCGUGGCGCGUGGGCGAGGAGGAGAAGGAUAGAGGAUUCUGAUGAUGCUAAUGG
Prorocentrum cordatum is the source of this 1494-nucleotide messenger RNA. The record is from the annotation of a GenBank genome assembly. NCBI's taxonomy places the organism in Eukaryota, Dinophyceae, Prorocentrales, Prorocentraceae.